UAAAGCAACAAGAUCUUUGAUCACCCGGGUCACGCGAAUCAAUGAUAAAGUUGCUGCUGCUUAUCAAUUAACCUAUCUUCAUCUCACAAAUCUCGUAUGUAAUUUGUGUCAAGAAUUAGAGAAUAACGAAACGCAAGGAGAACGAAAUGAUAACAUUCUAGCACUGUUAUAUAGUGAAAUUUAAAAACAUUUCUCGUAAAAAUAAUAAUUGUCCGCCCAGUAUUUGUUUGAUCCAUUGUUUUCGUGCUCUGGAUAUUUCCUUCUCAAAACAAUGAUCGUCACAAUUACAACGGUGAUUGUGUGCCUCAAACAAGCUCGAAAAUGACAGGAAAAACGACACUGAAGAGAAACGACUGAAGCUCGUAUUCUUGGGGGGUUCGUGUACAACUAUAAUUGUCGCUGUUGAAUUUGUAUCUCUAGCCUUAAAUCCCGGCUUUCAAAAUAUUCCUGAGAUCAAAGAACAUCAACCAGGAUGAAGUUUGCAGAACACUUGUCUGCGCACAUUACCCCAGAAUGGCGCAAACAAUACAUCAGCUACGAGGAAAUGAAAGCAAUGCUGUAUACAGCGGUGGAAGAGGCUCCUUCUGCAGAAAGCGUAGAGCCAGAGGUGAUAUCUCGUCAUUUUGCAUCAUUCGACGAAGUUUUCUUCACAUUUUGUGAUCGAGAAUUGAAAAAGAUCAACACUUUCUAUUCCGAGAAGCUGGCAGAGGCGACACGAAAGUACGCGGCUUUGCAAAACGAGCUAAAGACCGCAAUGGAGUUUCAGCAUUCGAGUGGAAAAAACAAAAGCAAAUCGACAGGAGCGGCAAGCAAAGCUCAACUGCCAGGAAGAAAAAUACGAGAGCUGAAAUUAGCUUUCUCCGAGUAUUAUUUGUCGCUGAUACUGUUACAAAAUUACCAAAAUCUCAAUUAUACGGGGUUCCGGAAAAUACUUAAGAAACACGACAAGUUACUGUCCGUAGACACUGGCUCAAAAUGGCGCAUGGAAAGCGUCGAAACGUCGCAUUUUUGUACGUCGAAAGACAUCGACAAAUUGAUCCAGGAAACGGAAGCGACGGUAACAAGCGGUCUCGAAGGUGGAGACCGUCAACGUGCCAUGAAACGCCUCAGAGUCCCACCGCUCGGCGAACAUCAAAGCCCGUGGACCACGUUCAAAGUCGGUCUAUUCUCCGGCAGCUUUAUCAUUCUCUUUGUUGCGGUAGUUCUUUCCGCAAUAUUUCACGACGGCGGAGAAAAUCUGAAAAUAGCAUUCCGCCUUUAUCGGGGUCCUCUCCUCGUCAUACAAUUUCUAUUCCUGAUGGGCGUCAAUGUUUACGGCUGGCGAUCGUCCGGUGUUAAUCACGUUCUCAUAUUCGAGCUUGAUCCACGAAAUCAUUUAUCGGAACAACACAUCAUGGAGCUUGCUGCUGUUCUUGGUGUCGUAUGGACGUUAAGCCUUUUGAGCUUUCUCUACAGUGCUAGCUUGAGCAUACCGCCGUACGUCAAUCCUCUCGUUCUCGUAUGCAUCAUGCUAGCUUUUCUAUUCAACCCUUUCCGUAUUUUUCGACACGAGGCACGGUUCUGGCUGCUCAGAAUAUCGUGGCGAAUGAUAAUCGCACCAUUCGCGUUUGUAAAUUUCGCUGAUUUCUGGUUGGCCGAUCAGCUCAACAGUCUUGUAACGCCGUUGAUGGACUUUCAUUUUUUGCUAUGUUUUUACAUAACAAAUGGAAACUGGCUCGAAGCUGGAAACACGGAACAAUGCAUGGCAGGAUCAUUGAUCAUUCGACCGAUAGUCAAUUGUUUACCAGCUUGGUUUCGUUUUGCUCAGUGUCUGAGAAGAUACAGAGAUUCGAAAGAAGCUUUUCCGCAUCUGGCUAACGCCGGGAAAUAUUCAACGACUUUUUUGGUCGUUAUAACUGCGACAUUGAAGCAAUAUCAUGAACCAAAAUUUCCAAAUCACUCGGAAAGCCCGUGGCUCUGGCUGUGGCUCGGGAGUUGUGUCAUCAAUUCCGUUUACUCGUACACUUGGGACAUCAAAAUGGAUUGGGGACUUUUGGACAGCAAUGCUGGAGAAAACAAAUUUUUGCGCGAAGAAGUCGUGUACUCAUCUGCCGGAUUUUAUUACUUCGCCAUCAUCGAAGAUUUAAUCCUGAGAUUUUCGUGGAUCGCAAGCUACAUUCUUGUCGAGUACAAAUACAUUUCGAGCGAUCUUAUGCUUUCGAUAGUUGCCCCCCUCGAAGUUCUCAGGCGAUUCGUUUGGAAUUUUUUCCGUCUGGAGAACGAGCAUUUGAACAACUGCGGUAAAUUCCGAGCCGUUCGCGAUAUUUCCAUAGCACCGAUCGAGAGUUCAGAUCAAACCCAAAUUUUGCGGAUGAUGGACGAUGAGAACGGUGUUGUUAAUCGUGGCAAACGAAAAGCUGGAGGAAAGAAACAGUCAGCCACGAAAGAGGAUAAACGUUCUUUGCUCAAAGAAGAAACAAUCGAUAUCGAUGUGUCGAACGCCAGUUGAAAAAAACUAGGUAGCUUGAAAAAUCGGUUCGUCCGAAGCGUUGACUUCUAAUUUUGGGAUUUCAACUCUAAUCUUGUCUAUUUUGGGGGCAAAAGAAAAAGCGAAUUGAUAUGUCAAAAAGAUUCAAAAGUUUUGUAUCGAAACAUUCCCAUUAAAAAAUAUCAUUUCAUCAGAAUUUCAACGAUUAGCAAUCGGACAGAAAUUCAUUUACUUUCAAAGUGAAGUGGACUUAUCGUUUGCAACAACAAUAAUGACACAGAGUUUUUAAUGAAUUGCUUCAACGAAUCAUUGGUUGUUUCCCACCGUCUUAGUAUUACUGGAAAUUGAUGUUCAUGAAAGUUAAAAAUCCACUGAAUCCCGCUAGAUUUGUAUCGAAUCGUCACACAAUCGAAUUUUUUUGUUUUUCGAAACAGUGUUCGGAAAACGUUCUUAAUUUAAUUCAGCGAAUGGUUUUGUCUCGAAACAAGCAAUCGUUUAGAACCAGCGAUUAAUCGCGGUGAAAACAUAACUAAUAAAUUCUCUCCUAUGAACCCAUUAUCAAUGUUGUCGAGACAGAAAAAAUCGUCAAGAAAUUAACCCAGAAAAAACGGAAAUCAUAUAAAUAAAAAAAUACCAAAUUACGAAUAUUAAUUCGCAUAGAAUGCCGUAAAGAAUUGAAGGAACUGAUGAUUUACGAGCUAUCGAAAGUGCCUGUAAGAAGCACGGUUGAACUUUCCAUGCCAACUACUACGAAUUACACGAAUGCUAGGAAAAUGAAUAGAAUUGGAACUACUACAAAUACCAACGGAAAACGUUGGUUUUUCUUCGUUCAGUAUUUUGCGUUACUUAGUUAAAUAAUCUGGGACUUUCUCAUUUGCCAGAAAGAAGAGCCGAUUAUGUUUACGCGUGAGCUCCGAUUCCAAAGACUAAUAACAAUAAAACCCAAUAAAAGCGAAUAAUUGUGAAUGAAUUUGUAAAGACGAACGGUACAAAAUUUUUCCCACUUGCUUAAAUGAACAGAAAAUAUACAGGAAAUCUUCGUCUUGUACUUAAAGGUCAAAAUUUACAAAACGAAUUUAAAGAGAAACGAGAAUACUUAUUUUUCUCGAAUUCCCAACUCUUCGUACACACGCAAAUGUGAUUUUAUAUAAAUAUAUAUUAUAUGAACUUAUGAAUAUAAAUCUAUAAUAAGAAGCGAGGCUCAACGGGCAACCUUUGAAAAUAUAUUUUAUUACUCAAGCGUAUAUUGUUAUUCUGUUGAAGAGUUAUCGAAGUCUAUUAGAGCAUAUCAUUUAAUUAUUUUCUUUUUUUUCCAAGUGCUCCAAUGAGUUAUUGCUACAAACGAAAAAUAACUGCAAUAAUGGGAUCGUGAUAGGAAAAAAAAAAUGAAUAAAUAACGAGCACGAAUCGCAAUAAUCAACGACAUUGAAAGCUUUUCCUCAUUCUUUCAUAGCAUACUCUAUUUUUUUAAUUUUCUUGUAGAUCGAUAUUAAAAAAAAAAAGAAAAAAACAUUCAUUUAUAGCAGCAACGGUUUUAUAUAUAUUUUUCUAUACUUUGUCGUACCUAAAAAUGGUAAAUGCACGUCUGAUCCUCGAAUAAAAAAUGAAAAAUAAAAUAAUGACCGAAAUAUUUUUAUAUAUGUACAUAAAUAACAAAAACGUAUGUGAACGAUUACUAAUUACCGUGUAUAAAUGAGAAGACGGCUGUGUCCGAUAAUGUAAGCGCGAACUGUUGUUUUAAGAAUUCGCGUCGCCCUUUUCCUUCGAAAUGUAUGUUCAAAUCGCAUAAAAGAAUAAAAAAACCGAAAUAAAUUAACGACAAGGAA
This is a messenger RNA of Venturia canescens, 4293 nucleotides long. RefSeq names its product xenotropic and polytropic retrovirus receptor 1. Gene Ontology annotation, molecular function: inositol hexakisphosphate binding. Gene Ontology annotation, biological process: cellular response to phosphate starvation; phosphate ion transport. The transcript is spliced from 9 exons. The record is from RefSeq and is a predicted model, not a curated record. Gene Ontology annotation, cellular component: plasma membrane; cytoplasm; Golgi apparatus. Lineage: Eukaryota; Metazoa; Arthropoda; Insecta; Hymenoptera; Ichneumonidae. Bases 473 to 2488 code for a protein of 671 amino acids.